UUAUCCAGUCCGUCUGCGCGACGGACGACUCGGCUUUAGUUUACGAAAGGUAGAUGGCACGAGGUCCCACGAGUAGAAAUUCUCAAGUUCCUUUCGUGAGAACUCGGCUACUUUGUUCACAGGGCUCUGAUAGACACCAUCAGCCACUUCUACUUUGGAGCUCUUCGGCAAGAAGAGCACUUCUAUCUUCUCAGGUGUCUUCUUCUCAAUUGACACCCAAUAACGAAGCCCUUUGCUUGGCAGGUAAUACAGAUGAAGAAUUUGACCCUCUUUGAUGUCAGGCCAGGCAGGCACACUGUCUUGCUUGUGGCCCGUCACUGUCCGAGGCAAUGGGAUUGAGUCAGGCACCCAAUCCAUAUGGUCCUUCGGCUGCACACCAGCUCUCAUCACUUUCUCAUACUUCUUCGACGCCCUGUUGGCAUCAACAGUACGCUUCUUCAUCAUGAACUCAUUGACCAAGUGUGGACAAUCGAGUUGUUCCUCUGGAAUCCAUUCUGCUUGGCUUUCAGGCAACAGAUUCCACUUGACGAGGAAAUCGAACUUAGCGGUGGGCUCCUUUCCGCGCUUUCGCACAUCAAGUAUGUACUGCACCUCCCAAGGUUCGGAUUCCUCAUCCUCAGCUACGAUGUUUGUUCGUGGCUUAGGCUUGUCGGUCACUGUCUCUGUUCUGAAGCGACCUGGGCGAUCCUUCAU
Molecule: messenger RNA, 693 nt
Organism: Vitrella brassicaformis
Lineage: Eukaryota; Vitrellaceae
Source: the annotation of a GenBank genome assembly